Molecule: messenger RNA, 1019 nt
Organism: Volvox carteri f. nagariensis
Lineage: Eukaryota; Viridiplantae; Chlorophyta; Chlorophyceae; Chlamydomonadales; Volvocaceae
Exons: 3
Coding region: 1-447 (148 amino acids)
Source: RefSeq, a predicted model, not a curated record
AUGGACCUCACACGCGCGUAUGGACCUCACAGGCACUCCGGCAACCACGGUGCUGGCGUUUGUGCAUCCGGAAUGGAGUCCUGUAACGGCGCGGAGUUUCCUGAACAACCACAAAAGGUCAUUACACCUGGGUACAUGCAGACACGCAAUGAUUGCUGCACGGAGACACGCAAUGAUUGCUGCACGUUGCCGCCGUCCCAGGCACAAGCCCAGAGCAUGCUAAACCCUAAGCAGGAGGUCAACCUUAAGUGCUCAUGCUCUAAUCACACGGUGGAGGACCUGAAGCAGAAGCUGGAGGUAGCGGAGCAGGAGAUUGAGGCAGAGAAGAAGACGCUGGAGGUAGCGGAGCAGAAGCUGGAGGACCUGAAGCAGAAGCUGGAGGUAGCGGAGCAGGAGAUUGAGGCCCUCAAAAGGCAGCUGCAAAAGCAGCAGCAGCAUGGCCAGUAAUGGAGAUGGUGUAUAAAGCCACCUUCCCACAAAUACUCAGCUGCUGGACGAGGCACUGUUGUGCUUCCCCAAUCUAUGUGCGUUUUUGUAGUUGGUGGGGCAGCCCCACCUAAGCAGGUGCAUUUGCAUGCCAAGUUGAAAACCUGGCUUGUUGCUCCGAUUCCAUUCAAAUGGCCAAACUUGCAGACCUAAUCACUAUAGAUAUAUGUGUGUUUAUGCAUCUGUCUGGGUGGCUGUUUUUGCUGUUAUAAGAUGUUUUUUCCUGGGGAGACCCCCGAAUUAGUCAGGAGCGCGAGAUUAUGGCUAGCUGCUGAGAUGUGGAGUUGAGGUUACAGUUGAUGGACCAGAUUCGCACGCUGGAUUGGUGGCGAUUGCCGGACCCUCUGUCUCUUCGGUUGUUCGGGUGAAUGGAUGAGGAGGGGUCCUUGAAGGCUGGAUCCGCCAUCCAGUUCGUAUGGCGUAGUACAGUGUGGUAGUGGUGGAUGGUGCUAUAAGGUGAUAAAUCCUAGAACUGACAAUGUGAUAAAGCGGCCCAGAAGCCUCCCACUCUGUAUCAUUACAUUACAUUACAU